AUGCUCAUCAUCCUGUACCCGGACUCGGCGGCCGUGCAGAAAGGCUGGUUCAGCUGGUGCAUGUCCGCGUCGAUCACGAUCCUCGCUGUCGUCCCCAACUGCGUGAGCCCAAGGACUGUCCGAUUUCUGCUUCGCUUGUGCGCGUACAGCACGUUCAUGCUGAUUGCGAUGUACUUGAUCUGGUUCCCGGUUGCGGCGUCGCGGCGGAAGGGGUUCCAGUCUGUUGAGAUCUUCACGACGUUUUAUAAUGGCAUCAACUAUGGGGUUGACGAGGAGGGCAAUACGGUGAAAGAAGCGAGCGAUAGCUAUUGCUGGGUGGUUGGUGUCCUGUUUGGUGCCUGGGAGUUUUAUGGCUAUGAUGCAUCCGUCCAUCUCGCAGAGGAAACCCACGAAGCAAGCUCCGUCGUCGCCAAAGGCAUGUGGAGCGGCACACUGGCAACCUGGGUCCUCUCCAUCCCCAUCCUCGCCCUGACCAUCCUCUGCAUGCAAGACUUCCAAGGGGUCGUCAACGGCGGCUACCCAAAUAACUUCGCAGAGUACUGUGUGCAACUGCUGGGUCGAAACGGCGCAUGUGCAUUCUUGUUCUUGAUCUGGUUCGACGGGAUCCUCUGCACGGCGGUUUGUGUCCUCAGCGCGCAACGGAUCACUUUCGCGAUUGCUAGAGACGGUAUCCUGCCGUGCAGUCGCUUCUUGAGCAGAGUCACCGACCGCCAUCAUCUCCCUGUCAACGCCGGUGUACUUGUAGCAGUGCUGUCCAUUGCGAUCAAUGCUGCAGUUAUUGGCUCGUACGUUGCAUUCUCGGCGUUGACGGCGGCAGCGACAGUGGGCACCAACUUGUCCUACCUGAUACCGAUUGUAGCACGACAAACAGUCGGCAAGAAGAAUUUCAAACCUGCAAAGUGGCAUCUAGGACGCUGGUCGCUCCCUGUCAGCUGUGUUGCGGCCGGAUACAUCAUGUUCCUUUUUGUCGUGCUGAUGCUUCCGCAAAUUUACCCUGUCACUGCGGAAACGCUGAACUACUGCCCUGUGGUCAUUGGAAGUAUUGCUAUCAUAGCACUGGGCGGCUGGUUCUUCCCUUUCCAGCUGGGUGGGAGGUAUUGGUUUGCAGGACCAAAGCGGACAAUCAGUGAGGUGGAAGUGCGUGAGGCGAGGGUGAAGCGUGAUGAUCAGAGUUAA
This is a messenger RNA of Saxophila tyrrhenica, 1176 nucleotides long. RefSeq lists its product as uncharacterized. The record is from RefSeq and is a predicted model, not a curated record. Gene Ontology annotation, biological process: transmembrane transport. Gene Ontology annotation, molecular function: transmembrane transporter activity. The coding region runs from base 1 to 1176 and encodes 391 amino acids. NCBI's taxonomy places the organism in Eukaryota, Fungi, Ascomycota, Dothideomycetes, Mycosphaerellales, Extremaceae. The transcript has 3 exons. Gene Ontology annotation, cellular component: membrane.